This is a messenger RNA of Onychostruthus taczanowskii (white-rumped snowfinch), 4054 nucleotides long. RefSeq names its product progesterone receptor (gene PGR). The record is from RefSeq and is a predicted model, not a curated record. Gene Ontology annotation, cellular component: nucleus. Lineage: Eukaryota; Metazoa; Chordata; Aves; Passeriformes; Passeridae. Gene Ontology annotation, biological process: regulation of DNA-templated transcription; steroid hormone receptor signaling pathway. Gene Ontology annotation, molecular function: DNA-binding transcription factor activity; nuclear steroid receptor activity; zinc ion binding.
CCGGGCCAGCAUGACCGAGGUGAAAGCCAAGGAGCCCAGAGCGCCUCCGCCUGCCACAGACGGGGCGGUCCUGCUGCAGAGUCAGCCUGGCCGAGAUCCCUUCCGCGAGGAAGCGGAGUCCGUCGAGAUCUCCCUGGACGGGCUGCUUUACCCCAAGAGCAGCGACGAGGAGGAGGACGAAGAGGAGGAGGAGGAGGAGGAAGGAGAGGAGGAGGAGGAAGAGGCGCAGCAGCAUCUGGGGCGGGAGGACGGCCGGGACUCCAUCUGUUACCAGCCAGGGAGCGGCUCCCUCUCGGUCAAGGACUCCCUGGACACCGUCCUGGACACCUUCCUGGCGCCUGCGGCUCAUGCCAACUCCACCGUGGCCGCGGCGCCCUGGUCCUUCUUCGAGGCGGAGGCGGCGCCCGACGGCCCGAUGAGCAGCGGCCCCUCGCAGAAGGCGGCCGAAGCCGCCCCCGGGGCGCGGCCGGCGGGGCCGGGGGCCGGCGCGGAGUGUCCCGCCGCGGCGCCCAAGGGCGAUGCCCCGGGUGUCGGGGCGCUGCCCGGCGGGUCCCGGGCGGGGGACCCGGGGCAGGAAUACCUGCACGUGCCGCUGCUGCCGCUCAACUCGGCCUUCCUGGCAUCGCGCACGCGGCAGCUGCUGGACGGGGCGGAGUACGAGGGCGGCGCGGUGCCGCGCUGCUCGCCCCCCGCCCCGGACCUGCCGGCCUACGGCUUCCCGCCGCCCGACGCCAAGGACGGGCCCUUCGCCUACGACAUCCAGCCGGUAAUGAAGAUCAAGGAGGAGGGUCUCGGCCUCGCCUCCCGCUACCCGGGCGGCAGGGCCACCCCCGCGGCGGGCUGCCACGACUACCCGCAGGCUCCGCGGGCCGGGCAGGAGCCCUCGCUGGAGUGCGUCCUCUACAAAGCGGAGCCCACCCUGCUGGCCGGCGCCUACGGGCCGGCGGCGCCACCCGACAGCCUGCCCUCCACAUCGGCCGCGCCGCCGGGGCUCUACCCGGCCCUGGGGCUGAACGGGCACCAGCCGCUGGGCUUCCCGGCCGCCGUGCUCAAGGAGGGCCUGCCCCAGCUCUGCCCGCCCUACCUCGGCUACGCGCGGCCAGAUACGGAAACCAGCCAAAGUUCUCAGUUCAGUUUCGAAUCACUGCCCCAGAAGAUUUGUCUCAUCUGCGGUGAUGAGGCUUCAGGUUGCCACUAUGGAGUGCUUACCUGUGGAAGUUGUAAAGUCUUCUUUAAAAGGGCAAUGGAAGGGCAGCACAACUAUUUAUGUGCUGGAAGAAAUGACUGCAUAGUCGAUAAAAUCCGUAGGAAGAACUGCCCAGCAUGUCGCUUGAGGAAGUGCUGUCAAGCUGGUAUGGUCCUGGGAGGUCGGAAAUUGAAAAAGUUUAACAAAAUUAAGGUUGUGAGAACAUUAGAUGUUGCACUCCAGCAGCCAGCAGCCCUUCAAGAUGAAAGCCAAUCUCUAACCCAAAGGCUGUCCUUCUCUCCAAAUCAAGAAAUACAGUUUGUUCCCCCAAUGAUAAGUGUUUUACGAGGCAUUGAGCCAGAAGUUGUCUAUGCUGGUUAUGACAAUACAAAACCUGAAACACCAAGUUCCUUGCUGACCAGUCUGAAUCAUCUUUGUGAGAGGCAACUUCUUUGUGUAGUCAAGUGGUCUAAAUUACUACCAGGUUUUCGGAAUUUGCAUAUCGAUGAUCAGAUAACCCUCAUCCAGUAUUCCUGGAUGAGUCUAAUGGUUUUUGCAAUGGGAUGGAGAUCAUACAAGCACGUCAGUGGUCAGAUGUUGUAUUUUGCACCAGAUCUGAUUCUGAAUGAACAGAGGAUGAAAGAAUCAUCGUUCUAUUCCCUGUGUCUAUCCAUGUGGCAACUCCCACAGGAAUUUGUCAGACUUCAAGUUAGCCAAGAAGAGUUCCUGUGUAUGAAAGCACUGUUACUUCUCAACACAAUUCCUUUGGAAGGUCUAAGAAGUCAAAGCCAAUUUGAUGAGAUGAGAACAAGUUACAUCAGAGAACUGGUGAAGGCAAUUGGUUUGCGCCAGAAAGGCGUUGUGGCCAACUCACAGCGUUUCUAUCAACUUACAAAACUGAUGGAUUCCAUGCAUGAUCUGGUGAAACAGCUCCAUCUCUUCUGUUUGAACACAUUUCUCCAGUCCCGUGCACUGAGCGUUGAAUUCCCUGAGAUGAUGUCAGAGGUGAUUGCUGCACAGCUACCCAAGAUUCUAGCAGGGAUGGUGAAACCUCUUCUCUUUCACAAGAAGUGAAAUGUCUUUUCUCUUAUCACAGAGAUGAUACCUGGGUCAUUUUUUGUUUGUUUAUUUUGGUCAAGAUUUUUAAAUGUCAGGACUUCAGCAUAUUUGACAUACUUACCCUGCCGACUGCUUUGUACCUGUAACAUACACAAGCCAUUCAAGCUUGAUGUACAUAUUGUGUGUUCCUGAUUCCUUAACUGCAAAAAUCACAACAGUCAUGAGAAAUGUUUUGUAGACUCGUCUAAGCUGCUUUUUAGAUAUGCAUAUGAAUGACAGUGAAUGGACUUUCCAGAUUUCUAACAACAGUUAUACAUUUUUCUUACACAUUGCACACUCUUGAAUUUCUGGUAUGACAUGGUGCAAAAUUUUUACUUUAGCACAUUGUGUGCAUGGGUACAUGUGGGCACAUGAAUAAUGUAAGAUUUUGGAGGAAUUAAAAUAAAUAUUGCCCACAUUUUCUUACAGGUAUUUUACUUUUUAUUACUGCAAUGCCAUCAAAAAUAAAUAAUGUGCUAGGCACACAGUAUACGUUCAUACUCUCAUCUGUGGUCAUGUUGCAUUGAAACUCUUAAUCCAGCAUACUGUUUUCUGCAUCAUUCAGUGGAGCUCUUCUUCAAAAAUCAGAAAAUUUAGGAAAUUUCCAGUGUGUAUUACACCAGAAGUAAUGUGUUUGCAAGCCCACUAAGCUUUGGUUUGUAUUAUUUUUCAUUAAAAGUUCAGCACUUAAUAAAGCUAAAUCACUUCACUGUAAUCCUAAAUUAAUCAACUCUUACAUUCUGUAUUUCAGAAGCUUUAAAUAGAGAUGUUUUCACUGACUACAACUCUUAGUGUUUUGAAUUCCAAUGCUGAACACUCAGUCAGCCAUUAGCAUCAAAUUAUAGUGAGAUCAGAUGCAAAAAGAAAUGGAAAAUAUGACUGCAAACAUUUUGAUACACAUCAGACUCAUUUCAGUAUGAUUUAGUGGAGCUACAUAUUUUCUAUUUUAAAAGCACACCAUUAUAAAUGGGGUAACUGUAAAAAAGGAAUUCGACUCAAUUAGCUUUAUACAUUCAAGAAGAAUGACAUGUUUUAGCAUAGAAAUGAACAUUCAACUGAAAAAUUAUUAUGUGGUGGUGUUUGUUCCUUUGGUAUGGUUAUGAAGCAACUCAUGCAUUUAAGGCAGUAAAUUGUAGAUCUAUUCAAACAAUAGAGAAACAGAUAAACCUUAAGAAGAAUUUAUGAGUCUAUGAAAAUACAACAAAUUUUGCCAGUCAUUACAAAUGAUACAUAAACAUAGGAAAUGGUGAGUCUGUUCUGGAUACUUCUGGCCUUAUGCUUUUGCUUUGCCCAUGGCUUGUUAGCUGUCCCCAUUGUGUGGCUGUGUCCUGCUGGUGACGUGUAGCCUGGUCUGUACAGACAUAUCCUUGUCACAUGAACAAAGGCCCCUGGGAUGUAAGUUCAGUAUCCCCGGCUAAAUCAGGGUGCCCCUCAUUAAAAGUAUCAGUGAUGUUACUUGUUGGUAAAAAUUACAUCUUGGUUCUUGAAAAAACUGUGGACAACUGACAAGUACAGGAAUGUCUCAAGGUGUCCUUACUGGUCAUAACUUCCUAAAGCCAGCGAAGAAGAAUCUACAUUACAGCUGGGAAUAAGAGUAUUUUUGAGAUCCCCACAAAGCAGUACAAAACCCACUAGAGCUGGUGCAAAUGUGUGACCUUAGAUAAAGUGGUAUAGACAGACUUCUCUGUUAGUUGACUAGGUUUGUCAUUUCUAACUGCCCAGGAAAGCAAUGUCUUUGAUAUUCCGUACAGUCUGACUUUUAACUGUGAU